CACAUUUUGUAAUCAUUUGAGUCCAUUUUCUUCACGCUUUUUUUUGGUCCUGUAUUGGUUUGUCUGGACUUUUCCCGAGCAACAGCAUGUCCGACGAUGAAGCAGAUCCCGAGCUCCUGGCAUUACUGCGCCAGUCUCUGGGAAUCAAGACGCAUGAUCCCGAACUUCCGCCUGAAACCGGCGUAUUAGAGGGUGCAGAGCACGUGUACAAUCAAGCAAUUGAUGUAGCUCUGGACACGCAAGCAACAAAGGCAGCGGCGCAAGCCAUUUACGAGAUGAUGCAGAGAAAGUCCUAUUCGACAAAGACGUGGGCUGAGCAUGAAUUGCAUCCCAAAGAAAAAGAUGAAAGCACUGUGAAUUUUAUAUUCACAAUGGAUUUGCUCAAUUUCAGUUUCUGGUCCGAGAGGACUCCCGAAGAACGAUUUGCCAUUGAGUACAAGGGCCGAAAAUGGACUGGUUAUUGGAGUCUUGUGGCCGCGCUGCAGAGAGCAUUAGAUGAAGGCAUUCCAAUUACUAGUCCCACGUUCUGGCGGAACGAGGGAGAAUGCUCCAUCAAAGUACUCCGACAUGUCUUCCGGUCCGCCACCGAAGAAGACAUUCCAUUGUUCGACGAACGUGUUGCUUGUCUACGAGAAGCCGGACAAGUCCUCUGCGAGCACUUUGACUCCCGCUUCUCAACAUGUAUCACGCAAGCGCAGCAAUCAGCAGCAGGCCUGGUGAAUCUUCUAGCCACCAACUUCUCUUGCUUCCGAGAUGCAUUCCGCUUCGAGGGCAAGCGCGUGCACAUCUACAAGCGCGCCCAGAUUCUUGUUGCAGACCUCUGGGCCUGUUUCAACGGCACCAGUUAUGGUACUUUCAACGACAUUGACAAGAUUACAAUGUUUGCCGACUACCGCAUCCCGCAAAUGCUGCAAUCGUUCGACUGUCUGCGCUACAGUCCGCCCCUUGAGAUGCACAUUCGCCAUCUCAAACCGCUCGAGUCGGGCCAUCCCUGGGAGAUCCAACUCAGAUGCUGCAGUAUCUGGUCCGUCGAGCUCCUCCGCCGAGAAAUCAUCCGCACGCAUCCCGGCACCCACGUUAAUGCCAUUCUCAUUGACUUUUUCUUGUACGAUACCAUGAAGGAGCGCGAAGCCGCUGGCCUGGAGGGACUUCCUCAUCAUCGUACACGGAGUAUUUGGUACUGAUUUUAUUUUCCAUUUCUUAUCUUGAAAAUACCCACUCUCUUUUCACAACCAUCUUCGACAUCAUUCGUCUAUCACGGCAUUUCUAUCUUUUUUUUUCCUGUCCCAUCUCGCAUUUGCCUCCUUAUCACAUCCAAUUUCGCAUGGUCACCCUGUACUGUUCCAUCCAUUUCUUCCUCGGGCAGAUUCCUCCCCCAGCGUCCUUUUUUUCGAAAUUGGCACAGAACGCAUGAGCAUCGCCUCACAUAGAAUUAGACUCAGACUCUCGCGAGCUAGUUACGAUAGACGUUUAUUUGUUUUAUUCUUCUUCUUCUUCUUCUUCUUCUUCUUCUUCUUCUUCUUCUUUUAUUCACUUUUCUUUGGUAUGUGUUGAUUUCGGCGUGCACACUAUGGACUU
Molecule: messenger RNA, 1578 nt
Organism: Xylona heveae TC161
Lineage: Eukaryota; Fungi; Ascomycota; Xylonomycetes; Xylonales; Xylonaceae
Exons: 4
Coding region: 87-1184 (365 amino acids)
Source: RefSeq, a predicted model, not a curated record